UCUUGUUCAUACAUUGGAAGGUAGAUUCUUAGCCGUUGGGGGAGUUCUAGUGCUGCUAGGAGCAACCAGUAACCAUGGUGCCGACGAGUACCUGGCACGGUUGCUUCUGCGGGAAAGGUCAAAGCCUAUCCAAGGCGUGUAGACUGGGCUUAGCGCUCAUCGCCAUAUCCCUCUUUUACUUAUCAAGGACGGCGACCGCGCAAGGUUGUCCACAAGUGUUAGGUUACCAGUUUUACGUUCAACGGGAAGUGGCCAACGCAUAUAAGAACUGGACUGCGCCGUCACCGUUCACAGUGACAUCGCUUUCGGCCACCUGCAAUGCGACGGCGCGUUGCACCGCCUUCAACACGCGAGGCAUGCUUAUGACGGCCCCAAUGCGGCCCGCCUUUUCAUACUUGGAUAACACCAAAGCUGGUCCUUGCGACGGCGUCUACAUCUCCAACCGCACGAUCACAGGGCUUCUCCUUCCGCCCAACACCGUGGAGGAUUUGCGCCAGGAAGCCAAAAUCAUCGACAUGGUGGCCGCGUCGACUGCAGCCAUGAGAGUUGCUGCCCAGUUGAAGACUGCAAAGGUGCCGAUUACCGCGGCCACCAUCAAGACUCCAACUUCGCAAGUCACCGCCGCGUUUGCGGCUGUGCAGACACCGCUGGCCCAAGUGAGCAACGUUACCGGCAACUACACCUAUGCCGCGGUGGCAACUGCCAUUCUGUAUCCCACCUGGGAUUCCCGGUCAGCCAACGGCACCAAUAACAAUUUAAUUUCGCCUGUUAAAGAUCAGGGAAGCUGCGGCAGCUGCGUCUCCUUCGCGGCAACGGCUGGCGCAGAGGCAGCGGUGGCAACUGCACUGAAGUCCGCCUCCAACUCCAACGACUUUUCAGAGCAAUGGUUGUUUUUUUGCAAUGGUCUCUACAACCCGACUUGUGACACAGGUUGGACCGCAGACGAGGCCGCCGACGUGCUCGCAAAGUUUAGCAUUCCCCAAGAGACCAACUACCCGUACAAGGGCACCAAGACCUGCGUCCUCAACGCCAAGCCCGAGUCUCGGCCAGCCGGCAGGUUCCAGUAUAUAAGCAUCACUAACUUGGACACGGCUAAGGAUCACAUACGACUUUACGGCGCCGUACUGACGUACUUUGCGGUGUACAACGAUUUUUAUAACUGGAGGAAGGGCUCCGCGCCGUACGUGUGGGACGGCAAGAGCGCAUUAUCGGGUUAUCACCAGGUUCUAUGCAUCGGAUACAAUGACACUGGGCAUUACUGGAUCGCCAAGAACAGCUGGGGAACCUCCUGGGGCGACAACGGCUUUUUCUUGAUGUCGUACACCAACCGAGCCGGCUUCAUGUCCGCCUCAGGCGACAAUGUCGCGGGCCUUACAUUCACGCCCACUCAGCCGCCCGCACUCAGUCCCAGUGAUGGACUGUGCAGCCCAACCCGCAAUGAGACAACAACCACGUGCUCUCGAGACUGUGCCAAGCCCAGGUCGUUCCCACCUCCACCGCCGCCGCGGCCGCCGCCACCGGAGGAACCGUCCUCCCCGGACUACGCGCCUCCAGAACAUGCCCCCCCACCCGACUACACCAACGCACCGCCACCUUCUUACUACGACUAUAGCUACGACGAGGAUGAUUACUACGCACGAUAAGAAAAAAUGGUUAU
Molecule: messenger RNA, 1657 nt
Organism: Volvox carteri f. nagariensis
Lineage: Eukaryota; Viridiplantae; Chlorophyta; Chlorophyceae; Chlamydomonadales; Volvocaceae
Exons: 11
Coding region: 75-1643 (522 amino acids)
Cellular component (GO): lysosome
Molecular function (GO): cysteine-type endopeptidase activity
Source: RefSeq, a predicted model, not a curated record